Molecule: messenger RNA, 5611 nt
Organism: Poeciliopsis prolifica (blackstripe livebearer)
Lineage: Eukaryota; Metazoa; Chordata; Actinopteri; Cyprinodontiformes; Poeciliidae
Product: cullin-5
Exons: 19
Coding region: 42-2384 (780 amino acids)
Biological process (GO): SCF-dependent proteasomal ubiquitin-dependent protein catabolic process; protein ubiquitination
Cellular component (GO): SCF ubiquitin ligase complex; Cul5-RING ubiquitin ligase complex
Molecular function (GO): ubiquitin protein ligase binding
Source: RefSeq, a predicted model, not a curated record
CCUGUCUCGCGAGAAUCUGCGAGGUGUUAAGUUGGAGAAACAUGGCGACGCCUAAUUUGUUAAAGAACAAGGGGUCCCUGCAGUUUGAGGACAAGUGGGACCUGAUGCGGCCCAUCGUUCUCAAGCUGCUAAGGCAAGAGGCCGUCACCAAGCAACAGUGGUUCGACUUAUUCUCUGACGUCCAUGCUGUCUGUUUAUGGGACGAUAAAGGUCCUGCUAAAAUCCACCAAGCCCUCAAGGAAGACAUCCUCGACUUCAUCAAACAAGCACAAACCCGCGUGCUGAGCCACCAAGACGACACGGCGCUGCUGAAGGCGUACAUCGUGGAGUGGAGGAAGUUCUUCACCCAGUGCGACAUCCUGCCCAAACCUUUCUGUCAGCUGGAGAUCACGCUGAUGGGGAAGCAGGGUAGCAACAAGAAGACAAACAUGGAGGACAGCAUCGUACGCAAGCUGAUGCUGGACACGUGGAACGAGUCAAUAUUUUCCAACAUUAAGAGCCGCCUGCAGGACAGCGCGAUGAAGCUGGUGCACGCAGAGAGGCUGGGCGAGGCCUUCGACUCGCAGCUCGUUAUCGGCGUCCGGGAAUCAUACGUCAACCUGUGCUCCAACCCGGAGGACAAACUGCAGAUCUACAGGGAUAACUUUGAGAAAGCCUACCUGGACUCCACUGAGAGGUUCUACAGAACACAGGCACCAUCCUACCUGCAACAAAACGGUGUCCAAAACUACAUGAAAUAUGCUGAUGCAAAACUCAGAGAGGAGGAGAAGAGAGCGCUUCGAUAUCUAGAGACACGACGUGAAUGUAAUUCUGUUCAGGCACUAAUGGAGUGUUGCGUUAACGCUUUGGUGACUUCGUUCAAGGAGACCAUCCUAGCCGAAUGUCCAGGAAUGAUUAAACGCAACGAGACGGAGAAGCUGCACCUCAUGUUUUCACUAAUGGACAAGGUUCCCAGUGGGAUCGAGCCCAUGCUGAAGGACCUCGAAGAGCACAUCAUUAAUGCUGGACUGGCGGACAUGGUGGCUGCCGCUGAGACCAUCACUACGGAUUCUGAGAAGUAUGUGGAGCAGCUGCUGACGUUGUUUAAUCGCUUCAGUAAACUGGUGAAGGAGGCUUUCCAGGACGACCCGCGCUUCCUCACAGCAAGAGACAAGGCUUACAAAGCCGUCGUCAACGAUGCAACAAUCUUCAAGCUGGAGCUCCCUAUGAAGCAGAAGGGAGUGGGAAUGAAAACUCAGCCCGAGUCCAAAUGUCCCGAGCUGCUGGCGAACUACUGUGACAUGUUGCUGAGGAAAACGCCCCUAAGCAAGAAACUUACCUCUGAAGAAAUCGAGCUGAAGCUCAAAGAAGUGCUCUUGGUGUUGAAGUACGUCCAGAACAAAGACGUCUUCAUGCGGUACCACAAAGCUCACCUGACGAGGCGCCUUAUUCUGGACAUUUCAGCCGACAGCGAGAUUGAGGAGAACAUGGUGGAGUGGCUGAGGGAAGUAGGAAUGCCUGCUGACUAUGUGAACAAGCUGGCCAGGAUGUUUCAGGACAUCAAGGUCUCAGAGGAUCUCAAUCAGGUCUUCAAGGAGAUGCACAAACACAACAAGCUGGCUCUGCCAGCGGACAGCGUGAACAUUAAAAUCCUGAACGCCGGGGCGUGGUCACGGAGCAGCGAGAAGGUUUUCGUCUCGCUGCCGACGGAGCUGGAGGACCUGAUACCCGAGGUCGAGGACUUCUACAAGAGGAACCACAGCGGUCGGAAACUCCACUGGCAUCACCUCAUGUCCAACGGCAUCAUCACGUUUAAGAACGAGGUGGGCCAGUACGACCUUGAGGUCACGACCUUCCAGCUCGCCGUGCUGUUUGCCUGGAAUCAGAGGCCGAGAGAGAAAAUCAGCUUUGAGAACCUCAAACUGGCUACAGAGCUUCCUGACGCCGAGCUGCGCCGAACGCUUUGGUCUCUGGUUGCGUUUCCUAAACUGAAGAAGCAAGUCCUGUCGUAUGACCCGUCUGUUAGCUCGCCCAAAGACUUCACGGAUGCAACGCUCUUCUACGUCAACCAGGAGUUCUCGCUCAUCAAAAACUCCAAAGUUCAGAAGAGAGGGAAGAUCAAUUUGAUUGGUCGGCUGCAGCUCACGACGGAGCGAAUGAGAGAGGAGGAGAACGAAGGAAUCGUUCAGCUCAGAAUACUCAGAACUCAGGAGGCUAUCAUCCAAAUUAUGAAGAUGAGGAAGCGCAUCAGCAACGCUCAGCUGCAAACGGAGCUGGUGGAAAUCCUGAAAAAUAUGUUUCUGCCUCAGAAGAAGAUGAUAAAGGAGCAGAUCGAGUGGCUCAUCGAACACAAGUAUAUAAAGAGGGACGAAUCGGACAUCAACACCUUCAUCUACAUGGCCUAGGCACCAGCAGCGAGUGCUGGUGCCAUUUUUCUUUUACCGCUGGGGCCGCCACCGGCGCUUUGUGAUCCCGAAGAGGAGCAGGCCUGACGAAGGUCGAUGGAGGGACGAGGUUGAGCCUUUUCAACAAAAGUGUGGAUGUUUUCUUUCUGUUUGUGUGACGCCGGUGUGUCAUUUAAAGAUGUAGCGUUGAGUCGUUGUUUGUCUUCGCUGCCCUCUAGUGUCCGAUCCGGGGAAACGCACGGCACGGCGGGCCUUUUUGCCAGCAGCUCAGCUCAGAAGAAAAACAAAAACAGUUACACACUAAAAAUUAAAUACUUCCUGCCUUACUUUCCUCAGCAGAGAGCUGCAGAAGAGACGGAGGGUGACGUGUGCAGCAAGGGGAGGACAGUUUUCCCGCUUUCUCUUGAGGCCUCGGCUGCCGUCUUUGCGGCGCCCAUCUUGCAUCCCUCCUAUUCGCUACCGCUCUUGUUGAAACUCAAAAGAAUUGCGAGUGAAAGUGGAGACUGCGAAAGGACUAGUUCAGAGUACCGAGUAGUAUUUUUGCCAAAUUGUGUGUGUGUGUGUGUGUGUGUUGGUGUCGCGUGGGUGUUGCGUGUGUUUGGGUGCAUGACGUGUACGUGUUCUUUUAUGUGUGUGUAUCUCUAUGUGCACUUUCAACAGCAUGCUGCUCUAUGAUUAUUAUUAUUAUUAUUUUGUUUUUUCCAUCAACGGAAAAACGAUCACACUUUGUGACGGAGGUGAUUGAGAACCGAGGAUCUGCCACCGUUACAGAGCCGAUUUUUGAUUUUCUUACUCUUCCAUGUGAUUGCCGUUAAAAAGUUUAUAUUUUUAGUCCAUUGCUGAACCGUUAUCACACUGCAAGCUAUUUAUUUGGUGUCGAUCUCGACAUUAUGAAAUUAAAUUCCAAGUCGGACAAAGUGAAAUUAAUGACCAGGCUACUUUUUUUGUCAAAAUAAUCCGAUCAACAGAAAAAAGAGAUCAUUUCUAUCGCUUCUGGUUAAUAACUAAGCCUGAUGGUGUUUGGAGACACACUGCAAAAACACUAAAUAUUACCAAGUUUUUUUUUUGUCUAGUUUCCAGUGCAUACAUCAUAUUAUACUUAAAAUAGGACAAAAUUAAUAUACAAGCAACUUUUCUGCAAUGUAUAUGAGCUUGUUUUUAAUAAUUCCUCAAUGCUGAUGAAAAAGUAUUAAUUCAACUGGCAGAUUGUUGGACUUAUUAAAUUUUUCCCUGUUAUAAGUAAAGAAAAUUGCAUGUGGAACUAAGUUGUACUUUUUAAAAUCAAUAUUCAAGAUUUACAGAGUUAAAACAAGCUCCUAUAUCUAAUUGAAAAGUUAUUUGUAAGAUAAUUUUGUCUUAUUUCAAGUUCUUAACAAAAUUACUCAAAGAUUUUGUGUUUUUGCAAGUGGGAAAAGAAAGUACGCCCUCUCUCAGCUCUAGAGUUUCCCAUAUUGGGGCAUAUUCUGUCUCUAUCAAGCUCUAGAAUCACCUGAAUCUGAUAUUAAGUUUGCAAAAGCAGACAAAAUAUUUAAAAAAGAACAUUAGCAAGUACCACUUCCACACAAAGCAGCAGAUCCAUACAUUAAUGCGACAACUUCUAUACAAAUGCAUCAUCCUAAAUUGAUUUAUUUCAUUUAUUCAUUUGAAAAAGUUAAACUUGUGUACAAUAAAGAUUCAUCACACAGUUAUUUAUUUAUUUCAAGUGUUUCUGUUGAUGUUUAUUGUUCACAACUGACAACAUACCAACAACGUUAAAAUUAAUACAACUUGAAAAAAUUAUUAAUUAAUACACUUUUAUAAAACUUAUUUUAUAAAAGUGCAGUAUUUCUUGUAGGAUAUCUCAAGAAGAGUCAAAUAUUUUUACUUUUUUUUUUCUUUCCAUUUUUAAUGAUUAUGGCUUACAGGUAAGAAAACGCUAAAUUCAGUGUCUCAUAAACUUGUAUCACAAGAUCCUGUUUUAAGCAUAUAUGUCAGUAUUCACAUCUUUGCACUCAGUGAUUUGUUCUGUUGAGGUGUAAUGGAAACCCAGAUUUAUUUUCUUGGGUCUGGAGUCUCUCUUCUUUCUCGCCCUAGAAAUUUCCUAUGGUGUUAAAGGUCAGGGAAGCAUGAAGAGCUCCAGAGUUUUCUGGUUAACUGUGGACUUCAGAAAACUCAGUGGACCAGAACCAGCAGAUGACAUCCUGACCCAAAUCAUCACCAGCUGCUUUUCCAUUGCAAAUGGUUGCAAAGCUUUAUAUAUAUUCUGCUGAUGUUGGGGGUGGGGGGAAAAAAACACAAUUUUUCAAUUUUGUUGUUUCUAUUAAAUAAGAAAUGCAAUUAAAAUCACAUUGGGAUACGUUACCUAAUGCGAUAAAUCAUUAAACAUCACACUGCGUCAUCAUUCUCCAACCACUUCCUGUUCGUCGUCUUCGUCAUUUCCACCAGUAGUAACAUGGUGGUUGAUCAUACGACUCAGAAAAGGUGUUUGCAUUGCAGUUUUGCAAAAUACACUAAUUGUGAUGCAACCAAAACGGCCAUCUCAUCAUAGUGCCGGAAGUUUCUGUUAAAAACACCAUUUCUUUAUAAAUUGCCUCGUUUCCUUUAGGCAAAUUCAAUUUUGCGAUUCCAAUUUGCACAAUUUUAUGGCCAGUGGAAACGCAGCUAGAAAGCAUCUUUUUCCUCUGCUCCACUAAGAAUAUCUGAUGUUUGUGGUUGAGAAUUGGUUUGAAACAGGGAAUCCAACUAUUAUGGUCAUACUUUUUGGUUUUGCACCUGUUUUUUUAACCUUCCACUCAACUUUUCAUUGCGCUCUGAACAGCCGACCCUUUUUUGGCUCUGCUUGUGGAAAGUUUCAAUGUCUGCGGGACGACUGUUAAGUCAGAUGAAAUCAUUUCCGUUUUCAGCUCUGUUUUUACUGGUUUUAUUUAAUAUUUUCAUUUUCCGAGAAUUCUUUUCAUCUACAAUCCAUAAUCAGAAAAAUAUCACUGUGUGUGAUGAGUCUGUACAAUAUAAAAGUUUUAUUUUUUUCAAUUUGAAUAACCGAAAUAAAUUCACUUUUGAAGGACAUUAAAGUUAACCAACAUGCACCUGCAGAAGUCAAUCCCCGGUUCGACCUGGACUCCCACCUGUCCAUAGAAAUGCUGUUUUAAUGAGAUUUAAUGUGAUAAAAAUCAGGAGGGCUCUUCGUUUCCUUACAUGGAUCUAUUCUGUGCUAAUGUUGCUUUCAUAUAAAGUCCUUUUAAAUCAUC